AUUUCAAUCAUCUCCCCCCCUGCAUUUCCCCUUAUAAUUUAGAACACAACGAUAAUGCUUUUAUCAUCCUCCCCCUCUUCAUCACCGUCAUCCCCAUCUACUUUUGUUCCUUCUUCUUCAGUACCAUUCAAGAUUCAGCAUGGAUUCAUCAGACUUCCCUAUCAGCAGAUCACCAAGAAAGGAAUUGCAAGGUCCUAGACCACCAGCUUUGAAAAUCCGCAAAGAUUCACACAAGAUCAAAAAACCCCCGGUAGCCCCACAACCAUCACACCAGAAACCACAGAAUCAACAACAAAUACAGCCACGCCCUCCGGUGAUAAUCUACACACUGUCACCAAAGGUGAUUCAUACAAACCCUAAUGACUUCAUGACCCUAGUCCAACGUCUUACAGGUUCCUCAUCAACUUCCACUUGUUCAUCCACAUCAACUUCCUCCAAUCCCUUUAAUGAUCAUGAUUGUGGUGCAAUAUCGCCAGCGGCAAGGUAUGCUACAAUAGAGAAGGCCAAGUCACCAAAAGAUCAGCUAAAGCAGCAGCUAGGCGGAGAUGUGGGUUUUGUUGAAGGGAUCAUGGAGAUCGAUCAAGUAAUGGAGAGAACAAAUUUGGGUCCUGGUAUUCUGUCUCCUGGGCCCGCUUCACUUCCUCCAAUACCACCAAACUUCUUCUCUCCAGCAUCAGCUGAUCCAAACUCGGUUAGCUUCUUCCAUGAUUUGAGUCCUAUUCUUCAUGGCAACAGGAAUUUUAUUGAGGGUAGUUUCAUGCCUAGUCCUUCAACCUUCUUUUCACCAAGCACUCCAUCUAUUGACCUUUUCAAUAAUUUCAAUACUUACAAUAAUUUAUUUGACUUUUGAUAGUAUCAAGGUAGGGAGAGAUACAGAAAAAUGGGAAAGGUUUUGGUAAUUUUUUCUUAAGCUUAAUUCACUUCGCUUCUGAUGAUAGAAAAAUGGGGUUAUAGUGGAAGUCUGAUCUUUCAUGUGGGGGGUUAGCAAGUUGGAUUGUUCUUAAUGGCUUUAUCUAUUCACAUUUUUAAUUCGGUGGGACAUUUGAUUAGGGCACCUUAGCUAGCCCAGGUAUCUUGUUGAUCAGACUCAUCCCUUUUUGUCAUGUACUCUGUGGCAUACAAUUUAAAACAAUAAAUACCAUUUUAUGCGUUCUUUAUUCUA
Molecule: messenger RNA, 1162 nt
Organism: Populus trichocarpa (black cottonwood)
Lineage: Eukaryota; Viridiplantae; Streptophyta; Magnoliopsida; Malpighiales; Salicaceae
Product: nuclear speckle RNA-binding protein B
Exons: 1
Coding region: 140-850 (236 amino acids)
Cellular component (GO): nucleus
Source: RefSeq, a predicted model, not a curated record